CUCUUCGAGUGCGUGUGACACCGGAGCGACUCUCCAGGCUGGAUACCGAGCUCCGGUCUGUACGGGAUGGACCUCACUGCACGGGAAAGGGUAACGGCUCAGUGUUUGGGACUUACCUGUGACAUACGCGUCUUUUACAACAUCUGGAUUAUUUUCGGAGGCUCACGAUCUUCACUGAGUUCUAGCUCCAGUUGCCUGAGUCUGGACUGAGGAGGUUUUUUUAGGCCAGCUGGUCCCGGAGCGGAGACAAAACAACGGACGUGAGAACGGGAACAGGCGUCCCAACUACCCCACCGCGGUCCUCUAAGUGUUUGUCAAGCUACCACACUGUUGCCAGCUGCAAUUUUGCUUUAUAUUUUCACGGCUGCUUUAUUGUGCUCAUCGGAGCCUUAACUUCCCACUCAGUCGUUAUGUAAAGCGGACUUUAAUGGCUGAAAAGCGGCGAGUUUUCGUCCUUCCCCCGGCUUGGAAGCUACAGCUAAUUAGCUUUAGGCGGCUAGCCUAGCCACGCAACAAGGCCGUUUUUAUCCCUCUCGUCUGGUCAGUUAUGACUGUUGCUGACUCUAAAAGCUCUGUCUUCUAAAGCCAGCUAAACCCGAGCAAGUGUCUUCUUAAUCUUACACGGACUGCAAGGAUAUGGGGAAGCAGUUCUCACACUGCCGCACAUUUGUCAGCACACCGGGAUUAGGAACCGGGACACACCGGGGAACAGCUGCUUUCUCCGGGCAGUAGCGUAAGUCAGACCGCCUUCUUUCAGUCUAGCCCUGGAGAUAUACUUAGGGAACAAUUCCCAGGAUUGUGAGGCAGGAAAACUGUCGUUUUCGCCAUUAAAGACUAACCACCGGGUGUUAUUUAAUAGCAUUAAAUAGUCAAGUUGACCAGGAUUCCGAGGAAAAAAGCAUGCAUUAAGGUUUCUCUGAGGCACUUUCCCUCUCUGGAGGUCACAUCUUUCACCUUGCGUUCCUCUGCUUCACUACGGACACCCCUGCUGUGUUGGAGUCCAGGUAGCAGCUGCAGUGAUGAACUACCAGCAGCACAUCGCCAACUCGGCCGCCAUCCGAGGCGAGAUCCAGAGGUUCGAGUCCGUCCACCCCAACAUCUACUCCAUCUACGAGCUGCUGGAGCGGGUGGAGGAGCCGCUGCUGCAGAACCAGAUCCGGGAGCAUGUCAUUGCAAUUGAAGAUGCAUUUGUAAACAGUCAGGAGUGGACGCUGAGUCGAACGGUACCAGAACUGAAAGUGGGCAUUGUGGGUAACCUGGCCAGUGGUAAGUCAGCACUGGUCCACAGGUACCUGACAGGGACAUACGUCCAGGAAGAGUCACCUGAAGGCGGUCGCUUCAAGAAGGAGAUUGUGGUGGACGGUCAGAGUCACCUGCUGCUCAUCAGAGAUGAAGGAGGCCCCCCAGAUGCUCAGUUUGCGCUGUGGGUUGAUGCCGUGAUCUUCGUCUUCAGUCUGGAGGAUGAGAUCAGCUUCCAGACGGUUUAUCACUACUUCAGCCGCCUCUCCAGUUUCAGGAGCACCACUGAGCUGCCGCUGGUCCUGGUUGGCACACAAGAUGCCAUCAGCUCGGCCAACCCCAGAGUGAUCGAUGACACCCGAGCCAGGAAGCUCUCCAACGACCUCAAACGCUGCACCUACUAUGAAACCUGUGCCACCUACGGCCUCAACGUGGAGCGAGUCUUCCAGGACGUUGCCCAGAAGAUCGUAGCCACCAAGAAGAAGCAGCAGUUGUCCAUCGGACCGUGCAAGUCUCUCCCCAACUCGCCGAGUCACUCAUCUGUCUGCUCCACACAGGUGUCAGCCGUCCACAUCAGCCAGACGAGUAUCUGCGGUGGCAGUCUGAGUGACUACUCAUCAUCUGUGCCGUCCACGCCCAGCACCAGCCAGAAGGAGCUCCGCAUCGACAUACCACAGACCACCAACACACCAACGCCUGUCCGCAAGCAGUCCAAACGGCGCUCCAACCUCUUCACCUCGAGGAAGGCGAGCGAUUCGGACAAGGACAAGAAAGGCCUGGAGGCUCGGAGCGGGCGGGCCAUCCCCAUUAAACAGGGCAUGCUGCUGAAGAGAGGUGGUAAAUCCCUCAACAAGGAGUGGAAGAAGAAGUAUGUGACGCUGUGUGACAACGGGCUGCUCACCUACCACCCCAGCCUGCAUGACUACAUGCAGAAUGUCCAUGGUAAGGAGAUCGACCUGCUGAGAACCACGGUGAAGGUGCCGGGGAAGAGGCCGCCUCGCGCCGUGUCCACCUGCGCCGCCACACCGAGCCCCAAAACCAAUGGCCUGACAAAGGACAUGAGCAGCCUGCAGCUCGGACAGACACCAGGUUCGGUGACCACCAGCUCGUCGGUGUCUCAGAUGGUGAGCGGCGUCAGCUUGGUGUCGUUCAACAGUCGCGGCAUGGAGGGGAUGCACCAGCGCUCGUACUCCGUCUCCAGCGCUGACCAGUGGACCGACGCCACUGUCAUCGCCAACUCUGGAGUCAGCACAGACACAGGGCUGGGAGAGUCAGUCUGCUCCAGUCCCAGUAUCUCCAGCACCACCAGUCCCAAGAUGGAGCCACCUCCGUCGCCUCACGCCAACCGCAAGAAGCACCGGAGGAAGAAGAGCACCAGCAACUUCAAGGCUGACGGCCUCUCUGGUACUGCAGAAGAACAAGAGGAGAACUUCGAGUUCACCAUCGUGUCGUUGACGGGGCAGACAUGGAAUUUUGAAGCCACUUCCUACGAGGAGCGAGACGCCUGGGUCCAGGUCAUCGAGAGCCAGAUCCUGGCCAGCCUGCAGUCCUGUGAGAGCAGCAAGAACAAGUCUCGUCUGACCAGCCAGACGGAGGCUAUGGCUCUGCAGUCAGUCAGAAGUAUCAGAGGAAAUAGUCGCUGUGCUGACUGUGAAGCUCAGAACCCAGACUGGGCCAGUCUGAACCUCGGGGCCCUGAUCUGCAUCGAGUGCUCGGGCAUCCACAGGAACCUGGGUACCCACCUGUCCAGGGUUCGCUCCUUGGACCUUGAUGAGUGGCCACUGGAGCUCAUCAAGGUCAUGUCUGCAAUCGGCAAUGAGUUGGCUAACAGCGUGUGGGAGGCCAACGCUCAGGGACGCCUCAAACCUGGACCGGAUGCUAGCAGGGAAGAGAGGGAGCGAUGGAUCCGAGCAAAGUACGAGCAGCGACUGUUCCUGACGUCGCUGCCCUGCACCGACCUCUCUCUGGGGCAGCAGCUGCUGAGGGCGACGGCUGAGGAGGACCUCCGCUCCGUUGUCCUGCUGCUUGCCCACGGAUCACGACAGCAGGUCAAUGAGACCUGCGGAGAAGGAGAUGGACGCAGUGCGCUGCACCUGGCCAGCCGCAAGGGCAACGUGGUGAUCGCACAGCUCCUGAUCUGGUAUGGCGUGGAUCUGAUGGCGAGGGAUGCCCACGGUAACAGUGCAAUGGCAUAUGCUCGACAGGCCAACAGUCAGGAGUGUGUGGACAUAUUGGCUCAGUAUGGCUGCCCUGACGAGCGCUUCCCACUCAUGGCUACACCCAACCUGUCACGCCGCAACAUCAACCGCAACAACAGCUGCAGCAGCACUGGGAGCACGGCGCUCAUAUGACCAGGUGACACAAACAAAACAAACCCUGAUUUGGGAGAAUCAUGUUGUUUAUUAUGGGAACCACUACCUGUUGUGACUCUAAGCCCCGCCCAUAUCACCUGACAACCACCACUGCUGUUGACGGCUUGUUAAGACGGAUAAAACUGAUCAUAGAUCAGUGCUGACACUGCCCCCAUGGGAGAGCCCUCAAUAGGAAAUAAACUGAAAGCAUCCUGGGAAAUGUGGUCCACAAUCACCUGAGCUCGUCAGAGCAUUUUGGGAAAUAAUCACAUGACUUGCGACAACCAGUUAGGGUGCAGGCUGAAGCUCUAUGGACAUCAUACCUCAUGACACACUCACUAAUUUAACACUACAUGGCCAGUUCCCUCCCUCAUUACAGACCGCCCUUCAAAAGACCCAACAGCCAAUCAGAAUUCAGGCCAAAACUUAUCGUCUCUCUGAAUGGGAAGUGUAAGAGAGAAAACUGUGAGGUGAAAAUAUCAGGAAGGAGACAUGAGGAACCCGACACUCUUUGCUUAUUGGGGUUCAUCAUCCUUAAUCUCAGUCCAGGGCUUCUCUCUUUGUGCUUUUCUUUUUUUUCUUUUUUUUUUCGUGGCUUUAUGCUAUGAAUCUGUGAACGCUCCUGCAUUUACACAUUUUAAUGUGAAAAUAUAUCGAUGUAAACUUUUAUGACGGAAAAACAGAUAUGGGAUCAGUUCUUAGAGGCAAAAAAGAAGUGUGGUAGAGCGCAUGUCCUAGAUAUUUGCAUUUUUCUCUGUUUUAAUUUAAGGCAUUUCUCCUGUAUUGUGUAUAUUGUAUCUCGAUGUGCGUUGCUGGACCAGUGGUUAAACAAGCCAACAUGGGGAAGGCAACUUUUUUUUAAGCUUUAUUUGUGUGUCCAUUUUUGGGUGUAUAAAGUCUUGAAGUGUACAGAAGCUCUUGCCAGGCUCAGGGACCGGAGACUGUCGACCACAAACACCCCGUUGUCCUUUCACCAACAUCUGAGUCUGUAAACCAUGGUUUGGGUUUAAACUGUUUUUAUUUCACUCUGUUCAGAGUUAAAACAUCAACUCCAACAACAGAUUACAAAUUCAAAAGGGACAAAACUUUGUGGAUGGUUGUUUAUACCAUUUGUAGGGAUGGAUGACAUUUCAUUUAAAGUGGAGGUUAUAUUUAUCUGGAAAGGCAUAAAUUAAAGCUAACACCAACACAUAAGCUGCAGAUGCAAGAAAUAUAUUAAAUAUUUAGCUUGUAAGAUGUCAGAAGAUGUCUAACAGUUUCCAAAAACUCAAGGUGAUGUCUUGAAAAUACCCUUUUUGUCCAAUAGUCCAAAACCAAGACAUGUUGUUUAAAGAGUAGAUUUAACAUUCAAUCCUUUAUCAAAGCUGACUGUGUUUCCAUGGACUGAUUGACUAGUUGCUACUUGUAUUUAAUAUUCAAAGUAAGAAAACUUUGUCUGUAAUUUUUCGUACACCAGUCGUUACCCAUACCAAACACCCAAAGUAUGUUAGAAACAGUCAGAGAAUGGUGCACAGGGUUUGCCUGUGCUUAAAUGAGCUGAAUCCAGACUGUUAUAAACAAGUAAAUUAUGGUUGAUAAGGGUAAUUCACUGCGAUGCUGAGGUCAAUUUAUUGUCGAUUUGGGGAUGAUACUAACCGUAUCAAGCAGAUUGAGUACCAGCCAAGCAUGACUGAUUUAACACAUAUAACACAGUUUCUUGGUCGACAGUGCAGUUUUGAAGGAGCCAGCUGUAAUGUGAAAACCUCCAACAUUAGAAUCAGGAUUUGCACUUUAGGAAAAUGAUCUAUGUUAUGUGAAUCCUUUCUUUGUAUAUUGGUUGUAAGAACUUGUAUGACAAGAAAUUUUCUUACUUUGCUUCCAGUUUUCAACAGAUUUCAUCUUCUGAACUGAGUGAAUCGAGAGCAUGUUAAACCCAAGCCUGUUGUUCUGUUCUCCUGGUCAAAUAAUAUUUAAUUUAAACUGUUCCUGAAUUUUAUUUAUUGUUAUAAAGCAUAGAAAUUGACAAGACGCAGCUAAGAAGUAAUGGGGCAAAAAGGGAAUUGAUCUGCUUCUUCUUCAGGCGUCAUGUUAAAUCACAGCAAUGGUGAGAAGGUUGAGGAGAGGAGUCCAGCUGCUUUUCAUUGUUUCGCCGCAGCUGGUACAUUAUCAACCCUAAAACGUUUACCAUCAACAGACAUGAAGGUUUUUACAAGUAGGAGCCUGAUAUGAUACAAGUUCAUAAUUUGAAUGCAAAAAUGAUGUUUCUGUGUGAAGAUUUUUCUGCAAUCAUCGUGAAUUCCCUCUCAUCACCUUCUCGUCCAGUCAGACAGUCUCCCUGAUCUGCUCAGCGAAUAACUAAGAAGGGCUGCUUCUUCUUCUCUGGGCUGGAAACCUACUUGAUGUAAAUAAUCUUCUCUUUCUCUCUUUUGAAGGUGAUGUCAUGUAAAUUAGAGAACACAAGAAGUACUUACUGUGUCAGGUUUCAGAGUGAAAGUGAUUUGUUCUGAUGUGUGGUGGUAGGGGGACAUCUACUUGGACUGUAUGUUGCGUGUUUUGGUUCAGUGCAGUGCUGAUCCAUCCAAGCCAUCCGAACCACCUGGAGAUCUGGAACCCCCAAUGGGCUGCGCAGACAGUUUUAAAACAACACGCUCCUUCCUGCUUCCCUAUCAACGUGGAUCCCUCUGUCUUUGCCAUCGUUACUGUUUGUAACAUAGAUGUUGUGCAGGGGUUGACGAGUGCUCAGCCCAACUGUGUAUCCAAGCAAUAUUCAUAGACACAUCAGUCGCAUUGUAUCUUCGUAUGCUGACUUUGCUGCAGUGUUUUCAAACAACCACAACCACGCCGCCUGUUUGUAAAAAUGAACGAAAGAGCUAAAAUUAUCAAAAAUAGUUUUCCCUCUUAUGCCUUUUUUGAUUUAGCUUCCUUGUUUCAUCCACCCUUGUUGCUGUACGUGCCAUGACCCCGUCAUCUUCAAGAUGAUCUCAAUUUGUGUUCAGUGUUUCGUUUUAUUUUGUUUUUUUAUGCGACUUGCCCCAUGUUUGUCCUGAACCAGGACAGCAUGACAGGGCAAGGAUGUUAUUUAUGACAGAAGUGCACUAAACCUAGUUUAUCCAUCUUAAUCCCAACUUUCUCCACUACAGCCUUCAGAUUUGUUUCCUCAUCUUGGAAUGAACUGACAUUUACAUCACCUUAAGGCAGUUUCCUCUAAAGUGAUUUAUUGGGACAACUUUGGAACCAAAGUCCAUUUAAGUUCACACUAGCAAAGGAAGAGCAGUAGUAGCACCAUCUGCAGGUUGACAUAAACAAGCUAGCAACAGUAUUCCUGCAUUGUUUCAGUUUGCGGCCUCUGUAAGAUUCUGAGACUAAAUUGAAUGUGAAAAUUUGGAGAGUAUUUUGAGAACAAACAAAUGUUUUUUAUAAGUUCUCAGGAGCAGUAAAACCUUGGUAACAUUGGCUCUUAAGUGUUUGUAGACACAAACUGCUGAGUCGUCUGUCACUGAAGCUAACCGCUACUAGCUUUGAACUCACCAUCAUUAAAGCAUGGUCUCAACUUCCAAAUGGACUUUAGCACUUUCCCCUCAAGUCAUUUGAAUCCUUGUUUUCCUAAACACAAAAAUGAAUAAAUGGAAUGUUUUAAGAAGAGAAGCUCCAGCAGCAGUUUAGCAGUUUGCUAAACCCGUAAAAUGGAAAUUUAAUCAUGUUUUUUUAGUCUUACUUUUCAGGACAUAAAAUCUUUCUGCUACAGUUUUGGGUUUUUUAUUUGUUUGUUUUCACAUCUAGUGACAUUUGUCUCUCCUUCAGUGGCAGCUACAGACAGUUUUCGGUUUACUGAUUUGUGCUCACGUUUUAAGUUUGUCAAAAGUACAAGCUGCUUGGGAAUCGACAUCAUGUCUGUUUAUUUAAUUUGACAACAGCAGUAAAUCCUUAGUAAUAUCUGAUUUUCAAAAGUAAUCAUAGAAAAUGAUGAAGUUGUCGCUGAGGUUAACUAACAUUUGUAGCUAAAAUGUUAUGAGAAUCCUGUGAAUCUCCAGUUGCAGCUAGCAUCUUUAGCUAAACUCAGCUAACAGACAAUAGCGUGACACCAUAUAUUUUGUUAGCUUUGAUAUAACAAGCUUUAGAUUAGAAACUGAACGACUGAAGCCACCUGCAUGUACUGUAGAUAGGUCAUGUCUGCUUUGAGCUACGCUGGGAAAACAAGGAAACUGCGACAAUGCUAAUAUCUCUGCUCAAUGCUUGCCACCAUCUACACCGCCUCAUCUGUAUAUAGACUUCAAAAAACAAAACAAAGAAAAAACCAGUCAGUAUGGUCAAGGUUUGGUUUGUUGUGUUACCUCGUGUAGUGUUACCCCUUGACCCCACCCACCAGGGCUGUCCAGCACAUUAUUUAUAAACGCACCUAGCAAAGAAGACUUAAACUUUUUUGUAAAUUUUUCUUCUCAGUCCUUCCAUGUUUUAUUACUGUUAUAAAUUGACCAUCGAAACAUGAUUGUCUUUGUCAUUGUUAUUCUAAUUAUUAUUAUUAUUGUUUAGUUUUUAUUGCCUGUACAGUACCGUUGUUAAAAAUUUGACCUAAUACAGACUCUUCUA
Molecule: messenger RNA, 8156 nt
Organism: Monopterus albus (swamp eel)
Lineage: Eukaryota; Metazoa; Chordata; Actinopteri; Synbranchiformes; Synbranchidae
Gene: agap1
Product: ArfGAP with GTPase domain, ankyrin repeat and PH domain 1
Biological process (GO): activation of GTPase activity
Molecular function (GO): GTP binding; protein binding; GTPase activator activity
Source: RefSeq, a predicted model, not a curated record